GAGCGGAGGGGAGGCUGGCGCUCAGUCUGUUCGCUCGCAGGAGGAAUCAGCAGCAGCAGGACAAUGGACUGUCUCCGCCACGGAUCCUAACGGGCACCGGGCUGUCUCCGACACACUGGAAUAUAAGGAGGUGAAUGUCAAACAGCUCCAGGAUGCUGCUGCCCUUAUCUCUGCUAACCUGCUGUUCACCAGGAGGCAUCUGAUUUACCAAACAUGAUGAAGACUGAGCCCCCAUCGGCCACGGGGGGCAACGGGACCUCCGGUGGCAGCAGUGGGGGAAGCGGGAGCUCGAACCUACGGAGUCCAUCGCCCCACCGCAACGCCUAUGAGGCCGGGCUAGCUGCGCUCAAGAAGGCCACCGACCACCUCAAUAAUGCAGCCAACGGAGCCUCUGGCCCCCCCUCAAAGCCCGCUCCUCUGCCACGCCCAACUGGGAGGGGCCGGAAAUAUGGAUCAAAUGUUCACAGAAUCAAGAACAUGUUCAUGCAGAUGCAGUCUCCUGGAGAUGAGGAGGACGGAGCCAAAAUGAUUGCUUUCCUGUCAUUGUCAGGUAAAGAGCAGGCAGUGAAACUGUCCCUGCCGAGGGCAUCCAGCCUCAACGAGAACGUCGACCACAGCGCCCUGCUCAAACUUGGGGCCACAGUCUCAGAGAGGGUCAACCGCUUUGACUCUAAGCCAAGCGCGGAGGGUGGAGGCUCCUCUGUGGGCUUCUCUAAGCUCCAGGAGACCAGGAGGAUUUUUGAACAGCGGACUCUACAGGAGAAGCAAGCUGCCACCAACCGGAUCUUGCUGAAGAAGGAGCGGGCGUCAGGCUUCCAGGACAGCCGUCUAGAUGUUGUGGCUCGCUUUAACGGCUCCACCGAGGCUUUGGACCGGCUGGACGACCCCCCUGUUUCCGCUCCCACUCCCGCUACUAUUCCCGCUGUCGCAGCUUCAGUGGGGCCCGGUGACGCCGUCAGCCCAACAGUGAGCCAGCUCAGUGCCGCGUUCGAGAAGGGCGAACUGCAAAACAAUCUCUACCUCCCCCAGCGUCGGUCAGGACCUGCCCUAGCACCAAAGCCCAAACCCCCAGCCAGAGCGGAGCCUACCGGAAAGGCGAAGAUGUUACCUACAGAUAAGGAGGACUGCAAGGAGGUGCCAGCUGGAGCUGUGAGCACCCAGGCAGCAGAGCUAGCAGAAGCGACAGAUAGGAGCAUAGAAGGAGUGAUGGCCAGCGAGGAGAAGGAAGGGUUCGGACAGUCAGGAGACCAGCUCUCCAACUCAUCCUACUCCUCAUCGUCCUCAGUGGCUGUCACUUCUUCCUCUUCCUCUUCGGAGGUCAAACCGGAGUUGGAGGCCCAGGCCACAGCGACUGAAGCCAGGGGCUCAAGCACAGUGGCUGCCUCAGAGCGGGAGCCACAGGUGGAUGAGCAGGACUGCUCCACCGGGGGGUCUGAGGCCGGAGCCAGGCUGGUGCAGGCCGAGGUUCAUGCCUCGCUGGAAAAUGGAGAAAAACAGCCUUCAAGUUCCUCCCCCUCCCCAGAGGACAAAGGAGCAGACUCUGAGAGGAGGAGGAGCAAGGAAGAGGAGGAGGAGGAGAACGACGAGGAUGGCUCAAGGAAGGACGAUUACUCAGAGGGGGAUCUGGUAGAUAUCAGUGCGUACAGCGGGCUUGGGGAGGAGGACUCUGGGGGCAGCCAGCUAGACGAUGAGGAGGAUGAGGAAGAUGAGGAGGUGUAUCAGCCGGAGACCAGCUGCUCCGAGAUCCCGGGCCUCCCUGAGGAAGAAGAGCCCCCGCCCUCCAAUAGGAAAAUUCGAUUUAGCACUGGGCCAAUCAAGGUUUUCACCACCUACUCUAACGAAGACUACGAUCGGCGUAAUGAUGACGUUGACCCCAUGGCAGCCUCAGCCGAGUACGAGCUGGAGAAAAGAGUCGAGAAGCUGGACCUAUUUCCUGUGGAGCUGGAGAAAGACAGUGAUGGUUUGGGUAUCAGUAUCAUAGGUAUGGGUGCAGGAGCUGAUAUGGGUCUGGAGAAACUGGGGAUCUUUGUUAAAACGGUCACCGAGGGCGGAGCUGCGCAGCGAGACGGCAGGAUCCAGGUAAAUGAUCUGAUAGUGGAGGUCGAUGGGACCAGCCUGGUCGGCGUCACUCAGAGCCUUGCUGCCUCUGUUCUGCGCAACACCACUGGCACCGUCAGGUUUGUGAUUGGUCGGGAGAAGCCGGGGGAGCAGAGUGAAGUGGCUCAGCUGAUCCAGCAGACCCUGGAACAGGAGAGAUGGCAGCGAGAGAUGAUGGAGCAGAGAUACAAACAGUACAUGGAAGAAGAUGAAGAGACAGGUGAAUAUGCAACAGACGAGGAGGAGGAGAUGAGUCCAGUCUUUCCAAACUCCAUUGAGGUUUUCGACCUGGCCGAGAACCAGGACAUGUCCCCCGUAGAGCUCGACCCGGAGAAGCUGGCCCACAAAUUCAAGGAGCUCCAGAUUAAACAUGCAGUUACCCAGGCGGAGAUCCAGCUGCUGAAGAGGAAGCUGGCUCAUGCGGAGCAGGAUAAGUUGCGUUGGCGGAUGGAGCGCGCACAGUUGGAGCAAAACAUCCGGGACAGUAAAGAGAGGAUGGAGAAACUGGAGGGCUACUGGAUGGAGGCACAGUCCCUGUGUAAGGCAGUGGAUGAACACCUGAAGGAAACCCAAGCCCAGUACCAAACCCUAGAGAGGAAAUACAGCAAAGCCAAGAGACUUAUUAAAGAGUACCAGCAGAAGGAGAUCGAGUACCUGAAGAAGGAGACGGCUCAGCGUCGAGCACAGGAAGAGAGUGAUGCAACACACAAAGAAGAGGCGGACAACCUGCAGGAGAAGAUUACAGACCUGGAGACCAAAGUGGAUGCCCUGAAGACCCCCAAACCAUCCUAGACUGCUGCUACUUCCUACCUCCUGUCUGUGACUGGAAGAGGAGGAGCCUUCAUUCUGACCCGGGCUGUAUUUUAAUCCAAUCAACCAUUUACUGCACGGACAGGUAGUGGGGGGAAAAAAGAUUAACAAGGAUGAGAGGACGAGGAGGGCAACAUACAAAGAGGACAAAAGCAACUUCUCAUCUGACAUCUUGCGGCGGCUUAGAGCUCUGUCAGUCACUAACCACUCCCAGAAUGCUCCUUCUAUAAUACCCAGAAUCCUCCUUUUGUGUCUUCCUGGCGACCGGCUUGGUAAUCAACAUGGAAACCCCAUUCAACGACCUGUACUUUAUUUAUGGAUGAUCUGUUUUGGUUCCUCCUCUCUUCAGUAACAGUGUGUUACCCAGAUUCUGUUAUUGAUUCAGAUUUAUUUUAAAAAAGCGCUUUUAUUAAACAGGCUUGUCACGAAGUGCUUUAUAGAGUGGCAGAGGGCAUAAAUGCAGAAUAAAACAGAACAAAGACGAAAGGACCGACGUCAUUUGAUUGUUGUUAAUCUGCUUUUGAACUAGGUGGUUGCUAAACCAUUCCUUUUUUCUUUUUUUUUGUUUGGGACUGGACUGGAUUGUGAUGAAGAGGUCACACGUGUUUUCUGUGGCGUGGCAGUGAUCACUCGAUCAUGGCCACCUCAUUUUUCACCUCAAGACUCGACACAAAUUUUGAAGCGGAACCUUGGUAGUAACACGCAACAAAGACUAACUUUGAAAAGGCCACCUGCUGAAAGUUAAGUAAUAAAAUGAUGUUAGACAAAUUUCUGAUCAGCGACAUAAACUGUGAAAUAACAGAACGCCCCUCCCCCCAGCCUUUUCUAGCCUAACUCUCUGCAAGCGAUGGAAGGAAUCGGGCAGAAGCCUGCAUUUCAGACCUGAACUGUGGUGGCAUACUGUUUGUAUAUAUUCUACACAUGUAUUUAAAAGUGUUUAAAUGGCUUAAGCAAUUAAGUGGGUCUGAUAUCCAAGAGUAGGACAGUGCAAGGAGUGAAUGACGUUGUCUUGCUGUGGAGGGCGAAAUGGUUCUGUAGUCCGGAUUCAGUCUGUUUCAUCUCUUUUCUAUCAACAUCAAUGGCAAACAGGGUGUGAAUAGUCUAAUAUGUGCUUUAGUCUAAUGGUGUAUGUUGGUGUUUAAUACAGUAUCUGUGGGUUUACAUGCACACCAACAUCCUGUUCUUCAGGAUAGUCAUGUGCUACAUUCCUGAGUUGGUGCAGGGUUUUCAGAAAUCUACUCUUAUCCAGGGUCACAAAAAAACGGAAUAUGCUAAUUUGAACAUUUCUGAGGCUAUUUUGUGUACAGCUUCCACUCACACUCACUGCAUAGUUUCACGAACUUAGUCUACAUGGUAAACUGAGAAUAUUCAGUUAAUUCCUUUCUUCAGAAACCGCCACGGUUCUUUAAACAUUUCUUGGAGGCUGAACUGCUCUAGAAAUAAUCUCAAUUAGUUAAAGUAAACACGCUGUAAGUGGGUGUCAAAACUUCACUGACUGACUGAUGCUGGAUUUUUGAGUCAGAUAUUGAUAUUUUUAUUCAGUUUUAUUACAAAAUGCAAACUAAAGUAUGUAUUUCUAUUAAGGAAACAUUUAAUUUGGUUAUCAUAGAACUGAAGAGCUGUAAUGGUAGCACUGUUUCCAAAUAACAAACAUAUUUCUAGCAUUUCUGAACUAUUUCCUCUUAUCAGCUAAAAUCAACUGAUGAUAUCGGCUUCUGCUGGGAGCAAAGAAAGGCCGUAAUAAUUUGACUUUUUGAUUUAAGCAUACCUAAUAGUGUGUUAAUCAACUGCUACUGCAUACUUAAUGUUGACAUUUAACUAAGUCCAGUCGCUCAUCUGAAUAUUUCGUUCUUGAGUCAUGUGACUGACAGGCCAUAACCUGAUAGGCCAGCUAGAUCUGAUUGAUUCCUUCAGGUUUGACUGAUGAUCCUCAGCAGCUCGGAUGUUCAAGUUUGAAUUUUUCAUCUUGAAUUUUGGUGUCUGAAUGCAACCGAUAUCUUUAAAUCAACCUGAUUGAUUAUUAUUCUUUUCUUUUUUUCCCUAGUUGAAGUUCAAAGAUAAAAACUUGACUGAACUAAAUUUGAGUAGAAUUUUGUGAAUAUUGAAAGCCUAUGAAAAAGCUUUAAAUCAAGUUUUUGAAAUUGUACUCUCCUUUUGUACAUUUCAAAGGGAAUUUAAACCACAUAGAGUCAGAAAGAUGGUUUUCAAAAUAAUAUACUUCAGUGGUAUGUAAAUGUAGAAUGUAGGUAUUCACUAGUGGUUAAAUUUAAAAACAAGCUAUUCUGUUGCUUAUAAAAUCCAAAUUACUAUUGCCUUUCUUUGCUUCCAUAUUGGCCUGCCAGUAUAUCAGGCUCUACUAGCUAGUGACGUAGGUUUGCUAGUUAGCCUUUCUGAAUGUUUAAGUCUUGUUGUUCUGUAUAUGCUAAUUUAGCCUACUGACAUCCUAAAAGCGUAAAAUAUAAUCAUCACGAAUGAAAAAAGUAAGUCCUUGCCAAUUUAAAAAAAAAUUGAUAUCAGUAUUUGUCUUUUCAAAUCAGCUAAUGAAGCCUUGUUAUGCUAACGGACUAGUUUGGCCUCUGAGAAAUGUUAAUACUAGACCUUAACAUGGAUAUGAGCUACAGUGUUAUUCAGAAAACUGUGUGCAUGUAUACACACCCCACAUCUCUUGUAUUAGGAGAUGAGUAGAAGGUCCGAGUGCCAGUAUUAUGACUUUAAUGAGUAUAAAUGAACGUAAGUUAGUGAUACAUGCCUGACAUGCUCCAAAUAUGGGUUAUAAACAAAAGUCUUGCUGUGGUCAUUAAAACUCAGAUCGUUUUCAGGAAACAAGAACCACUGGAGGUGCAUCAGGUUCAUCUUUGUUUUUUCCAAAGUUUCUUCUGUGUUUAGAUAAAUCAGAUAAGUUGCAAGAGAUUCAAGCAGCGUGGAAGUUGUUAAAAGAACUUGAAAUACUUGAAGCAACCACAGAAAUAGUAUUGCUUGUCAAUCAAUAUGUGCUCUUUGGGUCAGGUCUUAAAAAUAUAGGCUCCUCUACCAGUGAUGGAAAUUUGAGUCACUUACUGUGGAUUGUCCUUGAGAGUUUUCAAACAGGCUAAUGCAGCAAUGUCUUAAUUUAUCUGUGAAAAUAACUAUUUAAAUUGGCUCUUCAGGACUGAACCUGUCACUCUGUGAUUAGAGUACAGUGUCUGUUUAUACAUUAUGAUUAUAUAUGUAACUAUUCUGAUUUGACUAUUACCCAGUGAUUGAGGAAGACUGUCUAAUGUGCCAUUUAGGUUCAUAUUUGCAUGUGGAUGGUAAAAUGGUGCUCAGUAUGUUCACACACAAGUAAUUUUGCUGCUCUGAUGUUGUUACCAUGAUGAUUAUUACGAGUUUGUUUAUCGUGUUUAUCGAGAUCAGCUUGCUGGCAAGCUCUGAUAAGGUUGCAUUCAUUUAAAACACUGAACCAGAAAACAAAUUGGUCAAGCUUCUUAACCAUUUGUGACUUUUUCCCCCUGUUGUAAGAUAGAGAGAAGCUCAGUCACAAUCCUCAUCCUGUUUCACAAAAACAAAAGUAUGUUAUAUUGCUUUAAGCUGUGUUUCAUUUAGCCAUACUAAUUUAUCACUUCUCCAGUAAAAUGUCUCAACAACUAUUUGAUGGAUUGCCAUGAGAUUUGGUACACACAAUCAUGUUCAAGGGUGAAUUGUAAUAACUUUGUUAAUUUAAUUUGACAAAUACUUUGGUUUAAAAGCAAACUAAUGCCAUUCCCAUCAGCCUCAGCUGAUGUUGUUAAACAUGCUGAACUAAGAUGGUGGAAAUGGUAAACUUUAGCCCUGCGAAACCUCAUGCAUGUUAACAUUGUCACUGUGAGCAUGUUAUCAUUAGCAUUUAACUCAUUUAGGUGCAGCCUUAAUAGAGCCAGUGUGGUUGCAGACUCCUAGUCUUCCUAAUAUUAUAAAAUAUGAAAAGAUAUUUAGUUUGAUUGUCAUUUAACUUUCACAAAUAUGUCUGCUUGUCAUGAAAAUUCUAAUCUAAUGUUGUACCUCCAAGCCUGUGAUUUGCUAAUGGUUCAUUGAAGCAUGUCACACUGACACAUUGAUGCAUAGUGUGACAGAGCAGCUUCAGAAGAGCAGAGGAGACCAACUUCUUCUGCAGAUGUAGUGUAAAAGCGCUUUGAGUGGUCGAAAAGACUAGAAAGGCGCUAUACAAGUACGGAGCAUUUACAUUUACAUUACAUUUACAUUUACAUUCUGGUUCAGUGUUUUACAAUACCUUUAUAUGAUGACAUGCAUCUUAAAAUAAGGCAUUUGCUCUCAGAACUUGUUAUGCGCUGACCAAUCUGUCCCCAUAUACUUCACACCCACUCAAAUGGCAAGUCCAAGUUUGAGCUGCAGCGUCUGAAUACCAGCUCCCAGCCUUGACCUCUGACCUACAGGAAAGGAUUAUUUCAGUGGGCAAAGUUGCUGUACUGCUCAACUUAAGAACUGUGAUGUUCUGUAUAAAUGUAAUGUAUUAUUUAGUCACCAACCGGAAUAUGAGAAAUGUUAACCAACUGACAAAGGUCGUUUUUCUGUUUGUAAAUGUGAGCUACUCUGUGUCUCUCGUGCCCUGGAUAUAUGAUGAAAUAUGUCACAUUGUGCUAUAGGGCAACUAAACACACACCUCACAACCACAAGAACUGUUUGACUGAUGGAUGGAUUAGAUAUCAUGAUAGAAUUAUGUUUGGAUUAGACUCCAAACUCACAGUAUACUGUUGAUGUUUUCAUGUAAGAUUUUAUCUUGGUUUUUUUUUUUAAAGACACCAAGUAUUUGUUCAAAACUUGCAGUAUAUUUACAUUGUAGUCCAGUUGGACAGAACAAGAGUCUUCGAGAUGCAGAACAUUUUUAAAGGAAUGAAAAUCAGCCAUAAGCAACUCGCUUGAGUAUUUGUAUUUUUUAUUACAGUUUCAUCUCUAUGUCAAACCAGUGUGAGCUGUACGAUGGCUGUUUUAUCACCAAAUGGAGUCCUGGUCACUUUAGGGUUAAAAAAUCUAAACACAGUAAGUGAUCACUUUGCCUUGUUAUGACUUGUUCUCAUUGUUUAACGUGCUGCUUUUGCCUUUUACAAAGCCUUCAGAUGUGUGCUAGCUAGCUGUACCGUAGCUGACUAUCACAGUUGUUAACAAUCAUGGCUGCCCAUCACUCAUGCCUGCAUUAAAAAAAAAGCAAAACAAAAUCAGUGUGCUGUUACCAGUGUUUAAUGAGUGUUUGCCAGUGAGCGCAGUACAGACAAACUGCCAGGUUGGAAGACGGACAGAUUGUAGCACCACAGCAUUUAACUAUUGUUACAGAUUGGAGACGGACUCAUGCCCUUCUCCACGGCACUUUCCCAGUGUUUUGUCAUUAUUCCUCAUAUUUUAAAUGGUAAUUAAACUCUGCUCUUUCCCCUGCUUCACAUUCAGAGAGCUGACCUUCAAACCCGCCCCCCCCCCCCCUCCCCACGGUUGGCUUCUGAGCCGUUCUUCUGGUGCAGGGGAGAGGCUUUAGUGCCUUACUUAAGGAUUAAGAGUAAUGGGAGUUGAGAGUGGGGAGAGCACGCCUGCCUUUCACCAGGAGAACAGCUGAAUGCAUUUACAACACUGUAAACAAAGUGUUGUGGCCAUUUAAAGCCAUCUUUGACACUUCAUCCCUUGUGAAUAAGAUACAAUCUUAAUUUAUUGGGAAGUUUUGGAGCACGUAGACUCAUAAUUCACCAUGUCCAAGGCUUGUGCACUGUGUGUGCACAAAGCAUUCAGCGAUGCUCUCAGCUUUCCCAUUGCCUUCGAUGAGCCUCCGGGUCUGACAAGUCCAGUUUGACCUUGACCUUUGGCCUUGUUGAUGGACGACGAAGGUCAGAUGGGGAAAAACUACCUGAAUAGCUUGCAGAUUCUGUCCUGUAACCAUUGGCAACCAAUCUUUAGAUACUGUACAGCCAGAGCUGAUACAACUAGUAGAACAUAUGCCUCAUGUGUAUUAUGUAGAUCAAGUAUAAGCUUGAAACUUUUAAGAAACUAGAGCGGAAAAUACUGUGAAAAGGUAAAAAAAAAAAAAAAACAUGGUCGUUUUUAAAACUGUUUUUUUUUUGUUGUUGUUGUUGUUGGAAUUUUCCAUCUGCUUUGUUCUGUUAAACUCCAUAGCCCAAAUUUCAUGGCAUUUUGGAGCAAUAACAGUCUUCUUUUUUUUAACCCUUUGCUUGACUUCUUCAAAUACAUUGAUGAACUCAGAGAGACGUGUCAGGUGGUAGAUGAAUGUCCAUGGGCGGAGGGGUGCCAAACAGGGUGAAAAGGACAAUCGGAAAGUGUAUAAGCUGACCUUCGAGUGUAUCUUGGAUCUGAAAUGGAUUUCCCGUUCUUUAGUUGAUGCCACCACGUUUGUCUGAACCAAUAACUGUCUGUCAGCAUUAAUAAAUAAACAUAAAAUAUGUUGAGCAACAAA
This is a messenger RNA of Micropterus salmoides (largemouth bass), 9334 nucleotides long. RefSeq names its product neurabin-2-like. Gene Ontology annotation, cellular component: cytoplasm; actin cytoskeleton; postsynaptic density. Gene Ontology annotation, biological process: calcium-mediated signaling; neuron projection development; actin filament organization. The transcript has 14 exons. Gene Ontology annotation, molecular function: actin filament binding. Bases 214 to 2889 code for a protein of 891 amino acids. Lineage: Eukaryota; Metazoa; Chordata; Actinopteri; Centrarchiformes; Centrarchidae. The record is from RefSeq and is a predicted model, not a curated record.